GGUGCUGCGCCUCUGUCAGAGAGCAGCCGCUGGCCCCAUGGAGCAGGGAUGAUGAAUUAGCUGCAUGCUCUCCCCACUGAGUGCUGCUGUCAUGAGUCUUGGAUCAGUUGCCCAGUUCCCCAUUGACUUUCAUAGCCCUCGGGAUGCUGGCCAAAGCCAGGGGGCCAAGACAAUGGAGCCAAGAGGAGAAGUGGGAAGGAUACAGACCUCAGCAGGACAGAAUUCCUCCAACACGUCCCUGGAAAACCUCUGCCCCAUCAAGAGAUGCCUCUGGCUGCUUGGGGCCAUUGGGCUGCUGGCAGGGGCAGCCGUCGGGAUGUGGCUUCUAGUGAAAUUCCUGACAGUGCCCCUGUCGGACCAGGAUCUCAGCUCCCUGCAGGACAUGGAGUCGAUCCCAACCUGCACAGACGCCGGGGAAGAUGAGCCCGUCAUCACCAUGGCUCCCAGGAGAGGUGGAAGGCAGGCCCGGCUGGCUCCUGGCAUGUCAUGAGCGGUGGAAUCUCUCCCUGGGGACUCUGAUCUGUAGGCAGCUGGGAUACCUCCAACUCGCCCAUCACAAAGGAGUGAACCUGACAGAUGUCAAGGUGAAUGAUACGCAAGAGUUUGUUCAGAUUGUGCCCAACCAGAAGAGCAGCAUUGAAGACAUGUGGCAGGUCAGGAGCAGCUGUGCUUCAGGGCGAAUUGUGGCUUUGAAGUGCUCCGAGUGUGGCCUGCGCUCCAGGGCAGCCCGGAUCGUGGGCGGAAGCGACGCCCCAUUGGGACGUUGGCCGUGGCAGGUCAGCCUGUACCUCAACUCCAGACACGUCUGCGGAGGCUCCGUGGUGGCGCACAACUGGAUCGUCACGGCCGCUCACUGCGUGCACAAUUACAGGCGGCCUCAGGUCUCCAGCUGGCUGGUCUUUGCCGGGAUUAUCGCACACGUGUCAGUCCCACAGCAGGCCGGGGCGGCGGUGGAGAAAAUCAUCUACCACCCCCGCUAUGAUGACAGGACUCACGACUAUGACAUCGCACUGAUGAAACUCACAACGCCCUUGAACUUCUCCAAUGCUGUCCGUGCAGUGUGUUUACCGCAGUACCAUCAGGAUUUCCCCCACGGCACCCACUGCUGGAUCUCCGGCUGGGGCUACACCACACCAGAACAUGUUCCUGUUGCUGAGAUGCUGAAGGAAGCUGUUGUUCCCUUAAUCAGCACCAAGAAAUGCAACAGCUCCUGCGUGUACUCUGGUGAGCUCACCCCCAGGAUGCUGUGUGCCGGCUACCUGGACGGGAAAGUAGAUGCCUGCCAGGGAGACAGUGGGGGGCCGCUGGUUUGCCAAGAUGAACUCACCUGGCGCUUAGUGGGUAUCGUGAGCUGGGGUACAGGGUGUGCUGAACCCAACUACCCUGGGGUUUACACCAAGGUGGCCGAAUUCCUGGACUGGAUUUAUCAGAUCAUCGAGAGCCACUAGAAGCAAAGCAAGGGACAGGUUUAAGGAGCAGAGCCAUCCCCAGGGUGACAUGCCAAGCAAAGAAGAGUCCAGGACAAACGUAUCCCCACUCUGAAGCUCUGUCCCAGUUAAUAUGUAGUUACAGUGGAUCAGCAUGAACUGGAAAGACGGAGGGAGCCAUCCAACCUGCCUGUUGCCAAGGCCUGUAAGGAGGCAUCUCCAGCAUCCCAGCUGUGUUCUCUGGUGUAGCGUGAGGGGCAGCGUCUCUGCUUUUGCCUGUUGCAGCUGAUCCAUAUUAAACAACUAGUGUUUGGGCAAAGCCUAACCUAGUUCUGCUGUAGUGCAAUGGUUUGGCCCUAUUCUUGGGCUGUGCGUAAGGGGCGUUCAAAUAUCCCCUCGGCUUGUGUUAAGAGGAACUUUGGAUGGAUGUCAAAUGGAAUCUUGCUGCAUGUCCCCUGAGGUAGUUAUGGGGGGUUUCAUCUCUCUUGCUGGUGGAAGUUGUUCCACUUUAAUUAAAUGCUGUUUAGGCUAAGGGAUGGCUCAUAGCCCAGUGGGUUGUCUCUGGGCUUAGCCUGUGGGAGAUAGGGGUUCAGGUCUGCCCGGGUGCCUCUGCUGUCCGCCUUCAGGAAAAGCCAUGGGCUUGCUCUCCUCUUGCCUGUUGAAGCUCUUCCACUUUAGUUAAAUGUGCUCUGGGCCAGCCUCUCAGCAACUCUCACUCUCCAGUCCAGUGGUUAGGAUACUCGCCC
This is a messenger RNA of Gopherus flavomarginatus (Mexican gopher tortoise), 2173 nucleotides long. Its product is annotated as transmembrane protease serine 5-like. Gene Ontology annotation, cellular component: membrane. The transcript has 13 exons. Gene Ontology annotation, biological process: proteolysis. Bases 420 to 1448 code for a protein of 342 amino acids. Gene Ontology annotation, molecular function: serine-type endopeptidase activity. NCBI's taxonomy places the organism in Eukaryota, Metazoa, Chordata, Testudines, Testudinidae. The record is from RefSeq and is a predicted model, not a curated record.